Messenger RNA from Dermacentor silvarum, 2168 nucleotides. RefSeq lists its product as uncharacterized. Lineage: Eukaryota; Metazoa; Arthropoda; Arachnida; Ixodida; Ixodidae. The record is from RefSeq and is a predicted model, not a curated record.
AGCAAGGGGCUUCAUUCCUAUCCUAUGCAAAGAAGCUUGCCACUACGAUGAAGGAACAUGAGAAAAUUGUCGUUCUCAUGAUGGACGAAAUCCACUUGCAGCCUUAUUUUGAUUAUAACGGAGGCGUAAUUGUUGGUGCAGCAUGUAAUAGCUCAAAUGCAGCGAAGACAGCUCACGUGUUCAUGAUGCAAAGCUUGCUUUCAUCUCAGAAAAAUGUAGUGCACAUACUUCCGGUAGAGCGUAUCAGCGCACAGCAGCUUCAUACCAUUUUGCACAGCAUUAUUACUGAGCUGGAGAAUGUCGGUUUACGUAUCAUUGCAGUGAUAAGUGACAACUCCAUCAACCGUAAGACAAUGUCACUUUUUGGGGCGCCCUGCAAACUUCAAAGUGUAUAUAGACACCCUGCAGACUCUGAACGCCCACUUUUUUUAAUUGACCCUGUACACUUAUUGAAGUGUGUGAGAAACAAUUGGAUCAAUCGGCGAAAUGCUGGAACGUGCAUGUUCUUUCCUAGCCCCAGAGGACCUAGCGAAAAACCACCUAUACUCACAGCUUCAUUUAAAACUCUUCGAGAGCUUCACUCAAAAGAACAGAGUCAGCUGAUUAAAUCUGCACCAACGCUUACAACAAAAGCUCUUAAUCCAUCGAACAUUGAGCGCCAAAAUGUCAUGCUUGCGCUAAAAAUUUUCAACCCUUCUACAGCGGCAGCUCUUCGGACAUGUGGGCCCAGACUUCAGUUCGAGCAUGUGGUUGGAACUGCAGAGUUUUUAGAAAUAAUAACAAAGUGGUGGAGCAUUCUGAAUGUAAAGACAUGCAACAAGGGCAUUCGGCUUCGUGACGAGCUGCAGUCACCUAUUACAUCAGUAACAAGUCCCCAGGUCCAGUUUUUGUUGAGUGUAGUGAAGUGCCUAGAUCUGUGGCAGUCACUCAAGUUUGACACAGGCAUACUUACAAGGGAGACGCACAGUGCCCUCCGUCUCACGACAGACACCUUAGUAAAAGUGACAAAAUAUUGCUUAGAGGAAAUGCACUUUGACUAUGUGCUGUUAGGAAAGUUUCAGACCGAUUGCUUGGAAGAGAGGUUUGGCAAGUAUCGCCAACUCGCUGGUGCGCAAUACCACAUAUCCAUAAGACAAGUGUAUGAGUCUGAGCGAAAACUUCGUCUGCAAAAUAUUCUGGAGCUCCCAGAAAUGGAAACUGCAACAGUUGCAGUGGCAGUAAACGAUGAUGUGCUCGACAAGUUUGACAUUGAGGUUGCAGACGAUGACUAUCAGAAGAAGGCACCGAAUCUCCAUGCAACCACCUACGUUGCUGGUUACUGUGCCCAUGCUGCGUUCAAAAAACUUUCAUGCAUGUCUUGCAAAGGAAAUUUGAUGCUAGAAGACAACAUUGAGGUUGAAGGUGGGGAAUUAGUGCAGGCCAUGACCCGUGGCGGUCUCAAGUUUCCUCAGCCUGCAAUAACAAACGCUGUUCUUGCAGCAGAAAUAGUUCUGGACAAACUGAGGAGCGAACAGUAUGCAACACAAUUUCAUGCACUGCCAAAUAAAAAGGAGGCUCUUUUGGCACUCACACAUGAUUUAAUAAUUGACAGCAUUGAUUUCGAUGUGUGUGAGAAUGGACACACCCCGCGAGUGGCUAUGCACCACGUCCUAUGUGCAGCAGCUAACACGUUAUUAGGUAACUUUUGCAAAAGAAAAAAUGAUCAACUUGUAGCUGAAAAGGCCGCGAAAGAAAAAGAGCGAAAACUGAAGACUCUGAAAAACUAACUGCUCCACGCACUUGCGACUGCUUUCUUUCAUUAUUAAAUGUCAGUGCUUCGUUUUGCUUGCUUGCUUGUGACUUGUUUGCUUGUGACUGUAUUCAUUGGUUACUGGUGGAUGUUAGUUCCGAAACCGGUUUUCGUGUUGUAUUUCUGUACACAGUGUAUUCUCUUGUGCCUGCGGAGCAUCUUUAAGUUGUGUUCGCUUAAUGCAAUGUCAGCUUUUGUGGCGAAACAGCUUUGAUGAACUGCUCACUUCUCAUGUUUCUCUCCUGAAAAUAAAAUAUGACUUCUGAAAGUCUCUUUCAUUCAGCAUUUAAAAUAGAAAAUGUUUGAAACGUAGCUUCACAAAUCUGCAUAUUGAUACAUAAUAAAAUCAGUAACGGUAUGUCGAAAGGUAAGGGGUGCA